This is a messenger RNA of Lycium barbarum (goji berry), 994 nucleotides long. Its product is annotated as expansin-like B1. Lineage: Eukaryota; Viridiplantae; Streptophyta; Magnoliopsida; Solanales; Solanaceae. The transcript has 5 exons. The record is from RefSeq and is a predicted model, not a curated record. Gene Ontology annotation, cellular component: extracellular region. The coding region runs from base 1 to 768 and encodes 255 amino acids.
AUGGCUCCUCUCCAAGUUCUCUCAGUCUUUGUAGCAUCUUUUAUCUUCAUGCAAACUCUGGGAAACUCUCAGAUAUGCCCGGGUUGUUUCACUCGGUCUCGUGCAGCUCACUAUCCAAAUUCAGAAGAAAAAGGAACAGAAACUGGGAGUUGUGAAUUCGGUACUUUUGGAGCAACAAUCAAUGGCGGAGACGUGUCAGCAGCAUCAGAACUCUAUCGGAAUGGUCUAGGAUGCGGUGCAUGCUACCAGGUGAGGUGCACCAAUAGUAACUACUGUUCUGAUAAAGGAGUGACUAUAGUUAUAACAGACCACGGUUCAGGCGAUCGCACAGACUUUAUUCUAAGUCAGCAAGCCUUUGCUCGCAUGGCUCAGACGACAGAUGCUGCUGGUUCUCUUUUGGCACUUGGUGUGGUGGAUAUCGAGUACAGAAGGGUCUCAUGUACCUACCCAGACAAAAAUAUUACAAUCAAGAUUGAAGAGAGCAGCAACAAUCCUCAUUACUUGGCUUUUGUGAUAUGGUAUCAACAAGGCAAAAGUGAUAUUACAGCUGUGCAACUAUGUGAGACAGAGAAUUUUGCAUGCAAGCUAUUGGACAGGACACAUGGAGCAGUGUGGACUACUACUUCGCCUCCGAGGGGACCUUUACAGAUCAGAAUGCUAUUGAGUGCUGAUGAUGGAGAUGAGACAUGGGCUGUUCCUGUCAAUAACAUACCUGAAAACUGGAAAGCUGGUGACACAUACGACUCAGGAAUACAAGUAGAUGCAUAAACACAAAGGACUCUGUUGCUAUUUGAUUAACUUCGUUACUAUAUAAGUUUAUAGGCUCUUCCGUGGUGUUACUCUGUGCUAGCUGUCAUUCUUAACUGCUAGUAAAUAUAACCAAUAAAAGGAUCCAGACUCAAUUAUGUAAUUUCAACAAAUAAAGUUUAUGUUUUGUAGCAAUUUUUAAUAUUGAUUCAUGACUGGAAAUUAAGAAACACAGAACUUGCCCACA